Molecule: messenger RNA, 909 nt
Organism: Ostertagia ostertagi
Lineage: Eukaryota; Metazoa; Nematoda; Chromadorea; Rhabditida; Trichostrongylidae
Source: the annotation of a GenBank genome assembly
AUGAAACCGUUAAUCACACAACUGGAUUAUAAUACGGUAGAAGGACUGGCGCCGUUGGUAAAUCAAUCAUUCCGGCUCGGCGGAGAAUUUAAGUACAAGAUAAGUAUCGGUGGAUUUCUCAAUGACAAGAAAACGGAGAUUCCAGACUUCCAGCAUUUCAAUGCGGCUUGUACUAAGCGAGACGUGGCUAUACAUGAAGACUACUGGCUUUCACGGGAAAGGGGAGAAGUAGUAUAUAGUGACAGCUAUUGUAACUACUAUGUUGUCGAAACGGCGUCAGGUUACACGUUGAUCAGGGCCUACGGCAGCUAUAAACCUUAUGAAGGCAGUAUCGUUUAUGGUGAUUUUAGCUAUACUGGAACAAGUGAUAUGUAUAAUCGUUCUUCCGGUGUCGUAUUCACCGGCACAGUUACCGAUUAUUGGUUGAGUUAUUACGAGGCCCAGGACCUGAUCGAUUACUACUGCCCAUUGCCCUAUGAGAAGAUUUCGGUGAAUCUUGGCAAGCGAAAAACUAUUACCGAAGAAGACAUUGAAGAGUUUGUCGGGCUGCAGUCAGCGAUUGCGAAAAAAGAUGUGCCCAAAGCUAUCCGUAUUAUUCAGUACUUCGAAGCAAAUCCCAAGGCGGCGCCCAUCCAGUUUAUUUUGCCUUCCCUCUACGGAUUCUUCAGUAAAGUCUUCAUGGUUCAUGGCGCCGGAGCCACCGAUGAGAAGGGGGUAGCCGCAGCGAUCGGAGUGAAUCCUUUUUUUGCGAAAGAUUACCUGCAGGCCGCACGAACGUUUGACUACGCAGGGGUGGAGAAAAUACUCCUGUUACUGCAUACCUAUAACAUGAAAAGUCUCGGAGUAAACAGCACCGGGGUAGAAGACGCUUCCCUGUUAAAAGAAAUGGUUAUCAAAAUGGCGGGGUAG